CCAGGGAAUAAAUCCAACCCCUUCUGGUCUUGUAGCCUCUUCCUCCUCCUCCUCCGCCUCCUCCUCCUCAGUGAAAGCUGCACAGCUGGCAAUUCACUGACAAAAAAGAAAAAACGUCGUAACAAGUAAUUUCCGCAAAUUGUAGCCGUGUUUGACCGAGGACAUGACCUGGAACGAAAACGGUGUUUAGCUAUAGUGAGAUUCCGUCUUAAAGGCGUCUUAAAGGAUUAAGGGUAUAAACUUGUGAAUUUUCAGGGUUUAAGAGCCAGCUCCCCUCUCUCCACUGGAACCGCUAUAACCUCAUCACACUGGCAUUAUAAGCUGAAAUAAUGGAGAAGUCGAGACGCAGGCAGCAGUUAGCAUUCAGCCUUCUGUUUAGCUUGUGGCUUCCAUGUUGUAUAACCCAGACCACACCGCCAAACAGAGCCACCCCGACGCCAUCUCCAUCCCCUCAGGCUCAGACUGAACAGCUUAAGGUCAGACUGUCUGGAUACCCUCGAAAACACAAUGAGGGGCGGGUGGAGCUUUUCUACAAGGGAGAGUGGGGAACCAUCUGUGAUGAUGACUUCUCGAUAGCCAACGCAAACGUUCUCUGCCGCCAGCUGGGCUUUGUCUCAGCCACAGGAUGGACCCACAGCGCCAAAUACGGCAAGGGCCAAGGAAAAAUCUGGCUGGACAACGUGUUGUGUAACGGAGGUGAGAAGAGCAUCGAAUUCUGCAGGUCUCGCGGCUGGGGCAACAGUGACUGCACGCACGAUGAAGAUGCUGGAGUUGUGUGCAAAGACGAGAGGAUUCCCGGCUUUGUGAACUCCAAUGUCAUUGAUGCGCAAGUUGACGAGAGCAAAGUGGAGGAGGUGCGACUCCGGCCUGUGGUGCCCAUUGCCAAGAAGAAGAUGCCCAUCACCGAAGGUGUGGUGGAGGUGAAAUACAAAGAUGGGUGGGCACAGAUCUGUGACCUUGGCUGGACAAUCAAAAACACCCAUGUGGUCUGUGGCAUGCUAGGAUUCCCACAUGAGAGGAAGGUCAACAAGAACUUCUACAAGUUGUAUUUGGAGCGUCAGAAGAACUACUUUUUCAUCCACUCUGUAGCCUGUACAGGUACAGAGGUCCACCUAGCAGCCUGCCCCAUGGAGUUCAGCAAAGCCAACACCACAUCAUCCUGCGCCGGGGGCAUGCCAGCUGUUGUCAGCUGCAUGCCAGGGCCCUUGUUUAUGCAAAACAGUGGCUUGAAAAAGAAACUAAGAAUUUCGAAAAAUGUGAGGCUGAAGGGAGGUUCCAGGGUCGGUGAGGGCCGCGUUGAGGUGCUAAAAGACAGCGAGUGGGGGACGGUUUGCGACGACCGCUGGAACCUGCUAUCAGCCAGCGUCAUUUGCAGGGAGCUCGGUUUCGGAAGCGCAAAAGAAGCGCUCACUGGCGCCCGCAUGGGACAAGGAAUGGGUCCAAUUUACAUGAGUGAGGUGAAGUGCUUCGGUCAUGAGAAGUCAAUCUGGAACUGCCCCUUUAAAAACAUCACAUCAGAGGACUGUCAACACAUGGAGGACGCUGCUGUUCGCUGCAACGUGCCUUACAUGGGCCUCGAGAACUCGAUCCGAAUCACAGGAGGACGAACCCGCUAUGAGGGCCGUGUGGAGGUGCUGAGCUCAGACCCUAACGGGACACAGAUCUGGGGUCUGAUCUGUGGUGAGAACUGGACCACCAAGGAGGCCACGGUGGCCUGCAGGCAGCUGGGCUUGGGCUAUGCUAACCAAGGCCUGCAAAUCCGGAUAGUGGGCGGCCGGAGCAGUUAUGAAGGCCGUGUCGAGGUUCAGGUUGGGUCCAAGUGGGGCACAGUGUGCAGCACAGGCUGGACCACGAAGGAGGCCAUGGUGGUUUGCAGGCAGCUAGGGCUCGGCUACUCCAUGCAUGCUAUCACUGAAACCUGGUACUGGGAUAGCAGUAACGUGACCGAGAUGGUGAUGAGCGGUGUGAAGUGUGUAGGAAACGAGAUGUCUCUGAGUCAGUGUCAGCAUCACAAGACGGUCAGCUGCCAGCGAGCAGCUGCAAAGUUUUCAGCAGGAGUCAUCUGCUCUGAGACGGCCUCGGAUCUCGUCCUAAAUGCACCUUUGGUGCAGCAGACGGUUUACAUCGAGGACCGCCCUCUGCAUAUGCUUUACUGUGCUGCAGAAGAGAACUGCUUGUCAAAAUCUGCUGCUAAGGCCAACUGGCCGUACGGACACCGACGCCUGCUUCGCUUCUCCUCUGAGAUCCACAACAUCGGUCGAGCAGACUUCAAGCCCAAGGCCGGGCGGCACUCAUGGGUCUGGCAUGCGUGUCAUGGCCACUAUCACAGCAUGGAUAUUUUCACACACUAUGAUCUGCUGAACGCAAACGGUUCCAAAGUGGCAGAGGGUCACAAAGCCAGUUUCUGCCUGGAAGACACUGAUUGUCAAGAGGGUGUUUCCAAACGAUACGAGUGUGCCAACUUUGGUGAACAGGGCAUCACUGUGGGCUGCUGGGAUUUGUACCGCCAUGACAUCGACUGCCAGUGGAUCGACAUCACAGACGUCAAACCUGGAAAUUACAUAAUGCAGGUUGUGAUCAAUCCAAACUUCGAGGUGGCUGAAAGUGACUUCACUAACAACGCCAUGAAAUGCAACUGCAAAUACGACGGGCACCGGAUAUGGCUGCAUAACUGCCACAUUGGUGAUGCAUUCAGUGAGGAGGCAGAGAGGAGAUUUGAGAAAUACCCUGGACAGCUCAACAACAAGAUUUCCUAAUCAACAAUAAUUACACAACAAUAUAAAAGCCAAAGUGGGGGUUUAAAAUAAUAAUCAUACGCCUCACUAGCUCAGAAAGAAAGACACAAACCCUUUGUUUUCAGGUGCUACAAAUCCCCACCAUGAAUUUCAGUUUGUAGCUAUUAGAAAAAAGCAACGCUUGUUGUUUUAUAAUGGAAAAUUCAAGUGGUGAUAUUUUUUCUCUCGUCUGAGUGUGUGCUAUAUUUUAUAAAGUCAGUCGUACAGUCUGUGUGAUGCAUGUACAGCCUUUUAAAGAACUGUUUUUGUGGCAAGUUCUGAAUGAAGUUUAUUUUUUCAUUUGUAUGGAUUUUUAUAACCAGAUUUAUUUUACAGACAGUAGGUACUAUCUAGCCUUGGAAGAGCAGACUGAGCAGGUUUUGAACUACAUGAAAAAAUGAAUAAAUCAGAGACACGAGAAGACGGGUGCAUCUGUCAAAGUCUAAGUGCUCUAAAAUCUAAGAUCAUACUGACUAUUAAAGUGAAUUUUUCCUGAGUAAUUCAUUUUGGUUUUUAGUUGAAUGGUUAAAUUGUUCAAAAUUUUCUUAAUCUUUGUUUACUCAAAUUUGUACAAAAGGUUUUGGACAACAAGGUCAACUCAGAUAUUUUGUGAAUGUAUUUAUUAUCAAUAUCAAGGUGCUCAAGACAAAUAGUUUAAGUGUAUUUUAGUCCUUGAGGGUGAAGACAGAAAAGUACUGCAUUUAUGCUGUUAUAAUCAUACCUGCCGCAUCCAAUAAAGCUGAGAAAAAUAGUGAUAACUCCAUUUGUGUAAAACUACACCAGUCAGAAGUUAUUUACUUUCAUAUUUUAAAGCAUUUCUCAGUUUGCUUUUAAAGUCCAACUGCCACGAUCAUUCAUCCCCCAGAAAACAAUUUUGUGUUCCUCAAAAUUGUACGUAUCAAAUUUGCUUCCAAUAAAA
Melanotaenia boesemani (Boeseman's rainbowfish) is the source of this 3693-nucleotide messenger RNA. RefSeq names its product lysyl oxidase homolog 3B-like. The coding region runs from base 330 to 2756 and encodes 808 amino acids. Lineage: Eukaryota; Metazoa; Chordata; Actinopteri; Atheriniformes; Melanotaeniidae. Gene Ontology annotation, biological process: peptidyl-lysine oxidation. The transcript is spliced from 15 exons. Gene Ontology annotation, molecular function: protein-lysine 6-oxidase activity; copper ion binding. Gene Ontology annotation, cellular component: membrane. The record is from RefSeq and is a predicted model, not a curated record.